AUGUCUGAAAAAUUUGACGUUGGUUUAAACGACGCGGCGGAAAAAUCUAAAAAAAACGGUGUGAAAUCGACGACUAGCAGUCCGGUUAUAACGGAUGCAAAAUCCCCAUUAAAUAAAAACGUUUUGCUAACAAUGGAAUCUUAUCAAAUGCUUUUUGAUAAGAACGAACCACCAUUUAAACAUCAUUUAGAACAAGUCAUUAUGAUGCCAUCAUACAGUAAAAGACAACAGUGA
Molecule: messenger RNA, 234 nt
Organism: Pediculus humanus corporis (human body louse)
Lineage: Eukaryota; Metazoa; Arthropoda; Insecta; Psocodea; Pediculidae
Exons: 2
Coding region: 1-234 (77 amino acids)
Source: RefSeq, a predicted model, not a curated record